UCUGGCAGACGCCAUAAUCAAACCGAAAACACGUGGAUCACACAAACUUCAUUCGUACGGGCUGAAUUCAACCACCAAAAUGGGUCUUAAAAUUAAGAAGUCACCAAAGCCAGUAACAGCUACACAAAAGAAGCAAUCCGUUCCUAAGAAAUCUACGGUUUCUCCUGCGAAGAAAGGAACUCAGAUACCCCCUGCUGGAAAGAAAACAGAGAAAAAAAAAUCUCAGAAAAAAAAUGUAACCCGUCCGGUUGACGUUCCAUCCGAGUAUGUUAAUAUGCAGGAUCCAUCGAUAACUUCAAAAUGUGAAUUACAAAAAAGUUCGGUUGAAGCUGCUGUUAGCGCAGCUUUCAAAGCACAUGAGCUAACUCUUCAGAAAACGAAAGGUGGACAACUAUUUGACAGCGAACCACACCCUAUAAAUCUUCUUGUGUCAGCCAUAAAGAUUUCAAGUUCUGAUCCACAACCCUUUAGAGUUAAGGUACCACAUCCAUUUUUGAAUGAUGAGUGUGACAUUUGUUUGAUUGUCCAAGAUUUGGAAAAAGGAUGGAAGGUUAAUCAUGAACCUACCACUCAACACUAUCAAGAACUUCUUGACAGCAAAAAUGUUUCUUUCAUAUCUGAAGUAAUGCCCCUGAGACAGUUGAGAAUUGAAUUUAAACCAUUUGAGGCAAGAGGAAAAUUUGCUAAGCGUUUUGAUGUUGUAUUGGUUGACAAAAGAAUUGCCAAGUUUAUUCCAAGAUAUCUUGGUAAAGCAUUUUAUCAAGCUGGAAAAUUACCUGUGUCAAUCGAUAUUGAAGCUGAAGAUCUUUUAGCCGAAGUUAACCGAGCUCUAGCUACAAGUAUGAUGUCUAUGUCGAAUAAAGGCUCAAGUACACAGAUGCAGGUUGGAUUGUCAAACCAAACUGAGAAGCAAAUAAUCGAGAAUAUCAUGGCAGUUUAUGAAAGCAUGCCAAAACAUUUCCCCGGGAAAUUUGAAAAUAUUCGUAGCUUAUAUAUUAGAUUCGGAAACAACACAUGGACUGUUCCAAUCUACGUCAGUUUUGCCACUCGAGAUUCCGUUACAUUGCCAGUCUCCAAGAAACGCGACGAGCCCCUGAUCGACGAUCUUAGCACACUUGCACCUGGUUGGAAAAUUGCUGUUUACCCUAGCGGUGAAGUUAAAAAGAUUAAAGACGAAGGAUACCAACAUACGGAUUUGGACGCUGCUAUUGAAGACAUUGAAGCGCCUGAAAAGGUUUUGGAACUAGAUGGCGACGAAGACAUGUCUGAUGCUGAAAUCGACGAAAAGAAAACAGCUGCAGCCAAGACGUCACGCAAAGCUCCCAAAAAUGUGAAGAAGACGAAAAGAACAACUGAAGCAUCUGAUGUUGAAGACGAACCCAAAAGUCAAGAUAAAUCAGAAAAGAUUUCAAAGAAAAAGAAAGCGAAACCAGCUGAUGACAGCAGUGAAGACGAAGGCGAUGCAUUGGAAGAAGAGUACAUGAAAGAAUUAGAUAUUCUAGAAGAGAAAAUAGUUGGAGCAAACCCUGAAGAAGGUGACGACGCUGAAGAUGGUGACGACGCUGAAGAUGGUGACGACGCUGAAGAUGAUGUUGAAGAAGCUGUCGAAGAAGAGGUAAAGAAAGCCGAUUCGAAACCUAAGCAGAUCAAGAAGAAAACAUUGAAAAAAAUGAACAUUAAGAAAAAAGCCAAACGCGCGUAAAUGCCUGUCUUUUAAUUAUGUUUUGUAUUCCUUGAACUGCUGGACAAAAAUAAAAUACCAUGAUCGGCAA
Messenger RNA from Daphnia pulicaria, 1772 nucleotides. RefSeq names its product ribosomal L1 domain-containing protein 1-like. Bases 80 to 1702 code for a protein of 540 amino acids. NCBI's taxonomy places the organism in Eukaryota, Metazoa, Arthropoda, Branchiopoda, Diplostraca, Daphniidae. The transcript has 6 exons. The record is from RefSeq and is a predicted model, not a curated record.